AUGGCAUUAAACCAUGAACCAAAAGUGAAGAAAAAAAAACCAGGAAAGGAAGUAGUGAGCACGGAAGAAAAAGAGAGUAAAAGUGAAAUGUACACAAGAGAUGCCUCUGUUGAUUGGUAUAGACGGCCAGCGAUCAAGGCAAAAACAGGAGGGUGGAAAGCUGGAUCUCUCUUAUUGGUGAACCAAGGGCUGGCAACUUUAGCCUUCUAUGGGGUUGAGGUGAACUUGGUAUUGUUUUUGACACGGGUAUUGAAGCAAGGCAAUGCUGAGGCAGCCAACAACGUUAGCAAGUGGACAGGCACUGUUAACAUAUUUUCAUUAAUUGGAGCAUUUUUGAGUGAUUCUUACUGGGGGAGGUACAAGACCUGUGUUGUCUUUCAGCUCAUCUUUGUCUUUGGGUUGCUGAUGCUAUCCAUAAUCUCCAACUCUUUCCUUCUCCAACCUUUUGGUUGUGGACAUGGGGGUUCCCCAUGUAAGAACCCUACAACAAUAGAACGUGGGGUAUUUUAUGUCUCAAUCUAUCUAAUUGCCUUAGGUAAUGGAGGGUACCAAACAACCAUACCCACAUUUGGGGCAGACCAAUUUGAUGGGAAGGACUCGAAAGAAGCGCACUCAAAAGUGGCGUUCUUUAGCUAUUUUGACUUGGCAUUGAAUCUUGGAUCUCUCUUUUCUAUCACAAUUUUGGCCUAUUUUGAAGAUGAAGGGAAAUGGACCCUAGGGUUUUGGAUGUCUAGUGGCUCAGCCCUCAUUGCUUUAUUAUUGUUUCCAAGUGGGAUCCCUUGGUAUAGGCACUUUGCACCUAGUGGAAACCCUUUGUCUAGGUUUUCUCAGGUAGUGGUUGCUUCCUUGAAGAAAUGGAGGUGUGAGUCCCCAUCUCAUCACACACAACUCUUUGAAGUGGAUGGCAAAGAGUCAGCUAUAAGUGGUUGUAGAAAGAUUGUUCACACCCCUGAUUUCAAGUUUUUGGACAAAGCAGCCAUCAUGACUGAAAAUAAUUUCACAAAGGACCGACCUUUUCAUGAUCCAUGGCUCUUGUGCACAGUAACACAGGUAGAAGAAGUGAAAUGCAUACUACGACUACUUCCCAUUUGGCUUUGCACCAUUAUCUACUAUGUUGUCUUUACACAAAUGGCCUCCCUCUUUGUAGAACAAGCAGCAGCCAUGAAAACCGACAUCUCGGGAUUCCACAUCCCACCUGCAAGCAUGUCCACGUUUGAUAUAUUAAGUGCAACAGCUUUCAUUAUCUUCUACAGGAAGCUUUUCAUCCCUUGUCUCCAUAGGGUGAGAAAGAACCCUACAGGACUCACAGAGCUUCAACGGAUGGGACUGGGAUUGAUCACCGCAAUUGUGGCCAUGAUAUCAGCAGGUUUCAUAGAACUAAUUAGGCUUAGAUAUGUGAAAGAAGUUGACAAACCAAGUUCUUUAAGUAUACUAUUGCAAAUCCCUCAAUAUGUACUGAUAGGGGCCUCAGAGGUGUUCAUGUAUAUUGCGCAACUAGAGUUUUUCAAUGCACAAGCCCCGGAUGGAUUAAAGAGCUUCGGUAAUGCCCUUUGUAUGACUUCAAUGUCUCUUGGGAACUAUUUUAGCAGCUUUUUAGUGGGCAUUGUUAUGGGGAUCACUAGGAAGGACCACAAGGCUGGUUGGAUAGCUGAAAACCUAAACCAAGGUCACAUGGAUAAGUUCUACUUCCUAUUAGCUGCUUUAACAGCCAUAGAUUUUGUUAUUUAUGUUAUAUGCGCCAAAGGUUACCGUUCGAUUUCAUAUGAGACCAGAGAUGAAGAUCAGGAAGAGAUUGAGAUGCAAAUGCUAGUAUAA
Molecule: messenger RNA, 1815 nt
Organism: Amborella trichopoda
Lineage: Eukaryota; Viridiplantae; Streptophyta; Magnoliopsida; Amborellales; Amborellaceae
Product: protein NRT1/ PTR FAMILY 7.3
Biological process (GO): transmembrane transport
Cellular component (GO): membrane
Molecular function (GO): transmembrane transporter activity
Source: RefSeq, a predicted model, not a curated record